Messenger RNA from Rhododendron vialii, 724 nucleotides. RefSeq lists its product as uncharacterized. The record is from RefSeq and is a predicted model, not a curated record. Lineage: Eukaryota; Viridiplantae; Streptophyta; Magnoliopsida; Ericales; Ericaceae. The transcript is spliced from 2 exons. The coding region runs from base 68 to 724 and encodes 218 amino acids.
UCGGCAUUUUGCUGGCCGGCCGAUCCACCACGCCGUCAGCGUCAAGAACCUCGGUGUGGCCUUCGGGAUGCUCCAAGGAAGCAUUCUUCCUAGGGACGCCCGGGCUGUCACCGGCUUGACCGAGGACAUUACGGCCGAGAUAGCUCAGGCCCUCUUCAAUGCUGGAGCUCGGGCAUUGGCUAUCAAUGACCGAUGCAAGAAGCAGGAAGAGGAGAACGACAAGCUUGCUCGGGAGCUGGCUCGGAAGGAGGAAGACCUCAAGCUGGCUCGGGAGACUUGCGAUCUUUACCUGGCGGAUUUCCAGAGAUGCGACAGGGAGAGAGUGGAGGCAGAGGCCAGAGCCGCCAAGGCCGAGGAGGAUGCCAAUACACUGCGAGUCACCCGGGCCGCAGAGGUUGACUUUGCGAGGAAGAGGGGCUACGAUGAAGGUUGGGAUGCAGCCAGAGUAGAAUACAAGAAACAGGUUCGGGAAAUUGAGGCUGAGCUGCACCGGGACCGUUUCUUGGAUGGCCUUCGGUAUGGCCAUGAAGCUUUGGUGACGAAGCUGAACCUCCCUGAAGGUUCUGACCUCCGCACACUUCCUGAGGCGCCUCCCGAGGAGCUUUUCCUUCCUGAGGAGGAGGAGGUGGUGGAGCCUACGUCCGAGGGCCAGGGUCUCGGGAAUCAAACCGAUCCAAAUGCCCCUGCGUCCGAGGAUCAGCUCGACCACCUAGCUCAUUCUUAG